AUGCCCUCCUCCGCCGGCGACUCGCGCCGGCACGCGACGCGCCUCGUCAACGGCGCGGUGGCUGGCGCCGUCGGCAAGACGGUCGUCUCGCCGCUCGAGCGCGUGCGGCUCGUCGGGCAGACAACGCGGCCCGACGCCAGCGCGCUCGCCUCCGCCCGCAACGUGCUCGCCGCUGAGGGCUGGUCGGGCAUGUGGCGCGGCAACGGGCUGGCGGUCGCGCGCGCCGCCUCCUCCAAGGCCAUCCUCUUUGCGGCGCAGGACGCACUGCGUGUCCGCGUUGGGCACGACUUUGUGGCCGGAUCGCUCGCCGGCGUGCUCGCGACGUUGCUGACCUACCCGCUCGACCUGCUGCGCACGCGCGCGGCGGCGGCGGUCAGCACGGCAUCACUCGGCGCCGUGACGGCAUCACUGAUGCGCGAGGGAGGCGGCGUCCGAGCGCUCUACCGCGGCGUCGGGGCGACGGCGGCCGGCGCGGUGGCCUUUGAGGGCACCCGCUUUGGCUCCUUCGGCUGGCUUCAGGCGCGCAGCGCCGACUGGUGGCUCGCGCCGGCGAUCAACGGUACCUUGGCCUCCCUCCUCGCCGGGAUGGUCAUGUACCCAAACGACACCGUCCGACGCCGUAUCCAGUGGCACCGCGGGACCGAGACGCUCUCGUACCUCGAGGCGGCGCGCGCGCUCCUCUGCGAGGGCGGCGUGGCUCGCCUCUACCGUGGCGGCGCGCUCUACGCUCUCAAGAGCGUGCCGAGCGCUGCGGUCCAGUUUGGCGUCUAUCAUGGGCUGAAGCGGUUGACGGGCGACGUCCGUGAAGCGUGA
Molecule: messenger RNA, 813 nt
Organism: Emiliania huxleyi CCMP1516
Lineage: Eukaryota; Haptophyta; Isochrysidales; Noelaerhabdaceae
Exons: 1
Coding region: 1-813 (270 amino acids)
Biological process (GO): transmembrane transport
Source: RefSeq, a predicted model, not a curated record